GAGAAGAGAAAGGAGCAGCUGAGCCGGUGGCUGGGCUCGGACACGGAGCGAUGUCUGGCCCACGCCUCCUCCCGCCGCCCCCCCGGGUCCGCUUCGCCCAGGGAGCCGUCUUUAUGGCCGCCUGUUCGGCUGGAGACCGGGAGGAGGUUCGGGAUCUGCUGGCGGCCGGAGCCCCGAUCAAUGGCACCAACGUGGACGGGCUGACAGCUCUGCACCAGGCUUGCAUUGAUGAGAAUAUGGACAUGGUUCAGUUUUUGGUUGAAAAUGGAGCCAGCGUCAACCAGCAGGAUAACGAG
Staurois parvus is the source of this 296-nucleotide messenger RNA. Lineage: Eukaryota; Metazoa; Chordata; Amphibia; Anura; Ranidae. The record is from the annotation of a GenBank genome assembly.